GGUACCGACAGCAAUGCUUCAACGACGAUGUGUGGAAAUUGCUAUUCUCAGGCCUCCGAUUGCCCCAGUGUCUUGAAGUUUCACACAGCACCAACCAGAAUUCGAGGUUUUAACAAGUUUUUUCAUGCACAGAGGCGUGCGGAGAGUAGCGAUGAGCUGGAAUUUAUUGUUGCCGUGACGAAAUCUCGAAAGAUUUAGGGUUGGAAUUGAAGAUUUUCUCUGCAGAGGGAUCUGUUGCGGUGGGAUUGCAGUUGGAUGGGACGAAUUUUGAUGUGAAUUUGAAGCUUAAUUCGGUCGAGUCUGAAGGGUGGGUAGUGUUGGUUAUGGCACGGACAUGGAGCUCCUGGGUUUUGGUCACGACGCUAGUAGUGUUUGUGGGUAGUGUGAUUGCGGAAGCGGCACCUUAUGUGCGCCCACCCCCUCGGAAGGCACUCUCGUUGUGGGGCGGUUGUGCGAAGGACUCGGAAAAUUUACAGGUGCAUGUGUCAUUAGCGGGGGCAAAGCACAUGAGAGUAUCAUGGAUGAGUCCUGCAAAUGGUAAAAACAAGACACCAGUGGUACAGUAUGGGUUAACGUCAGGGAACUAUACCUCUACGGCUAUUGGAACGUCAGAGAGUUACUCUUUCUUUCUAUACACGUCUGGGUUGAUGAAUCACGUUGUGAUUGGUCCUCUAGAAGACAGCACAAUCUAUUACUAUAAAUGUGGAGGUGCAGGGAAAGAAUACAAGUUCAAGACCCCUCCACCUGUAGGGCGGAAUGUUCCCAUCAAGUUUGCAGCUGUUGGGGACUUGGGUCAAACUGAAUGGACGAAAUCUACACUGAGUCACAUAAACAACUCUAAUUAUGAUGUCCUGCUAUUUGCUGGAGAUUUAUCGUACGCGGAUUACUACCAGCCAUAUUGGGACUCAUUUGGCGAGCUUGUUGAACCUUAUGCUAGUGCUAGACCUUGGAUGGUGACAGAAGGGAAUCAUGACGUUGAGUCUGUUCCGAUUCUUGUUGAAUCUUUCCGUGCUUACAAUACCAGGUGGCAGAUGCCUCACAAUGAGAGCGGAUCAGAUUCUAAUCUGUUUUACUCCUUUGAAGUUGCUGGGGUUCAUGUGAUCAUGCUGGGCUCAUACACAGACUACGAUCCAAAAUCUGCUCAAUUCAAGUGGCUACAAGCAGAUCUUAAGAAGGUGGACAGAAGCAGGACGCCAUGGCUUAUUGUUGUUCUACAUGCUCCGUGGUACAACACAAACCAUGCUCAUCAGCAUAAUGGAGAUGCCAUGAAGAAGGCACUGGAACAAGUGCUUUAUGAGGCUCAUGUGGACAUCCUUGUUGCGGGUCAUGUUCAUGCCUACGAGCGCACGACACGGGUCUACGCGAACAACGUGGAUCCCUGCGGGAUUAUGCACAUUACCGUAGGUGAUGGAGGCAAUCGAGAAGGUCUAGCUAGAAAGUUCUAUGCAAACUCACCAGACUGGUCUGUAUUCCGAGAGUCAAGUUUUGGACAUGCGGAGCUCGACAUUGUGAAUGCUACUCAUGCACAUUGGACUUGGCACCGCAAUGACGACGAUGAAGCUGUACUUGCUGACGAAUUUUGGAUAUCAAGCCUCAGUGCUGGUCAUUCAGAAUGCUCCUUCCAAGAACCUAGUACCAGGAGGAUUUUAAAACCUGGUUCGCCACGUUUAGGGAAAGUUAUAUAUUAGUCUGUUUGACCAACAUUAGCUUUGUAUAUAUUUACCACUUCACGGUUAUCAUUCCUGAUUAGAUUAUCUAAAGGAAUGUAGCGUUUGUAGGACUGAGACCAUUCCGGAUUGAAAUUGCAAAGAUGAAUCGUCAGCCAAGUGAAUCAUCUUAAUUCUGUUAUUACAAGACAAGACUAAUACUCAUGUUCCAUUAUGUGGAAUAUAUUGUGAUCAUUAUGGUCCUUUUUUGAA
Molecule: messenger RNA, 1919 nt
Organism: Physcomitrium patens
Lineage: Eukaryota; Viridiplantae; Streptophyta; Bryopsida; Funariales; Funariaceae
Product: purple acid phosphatase 18
Molecular function (GO): acid phosphatase activity; metal ion binding
Source: RefSeq, a predicted model, not a curated record